ACAGCACACACGUGCAUUUGGCAUACCUGCAAGGGAAGCCUCAGCCAAACUAGAGUUACGCGGCUACAGCAAAUUGCACUCGUGACUGUCAACUGCCCCCAGCCCGCCAAACAUUCGUUACCACAGCGGGCAAAGUCGCCUUUAACUAUGCUCUCGCAAGAGCUUUACAGACGUGCACGGCGUUAUGAUAUAAGGUGGGGACACAGAGAAUAGAGAUAGGUGUACAAUACCUAGUUCCGUGGCUAGGGAACGCAUUCAUUUUUCUUGUGGGUCCUAACUGUGAAAGAAGCCGCGGCUCGAACAUUACUACGUCCCCACUCCAGACAUUCAGUGAGGCUGGACGAACGAGGGUGACGAAGGGGGCAUCCUGCAAAAAAAAAACAACCUAUCCUCGACGGCACCAAAUCAUUGACGAUUUAUACAUGCGAGCUGCCAGCACGCUACUGCCUGUAAGGAAGCGCUUUCCUUUCCAGGUAAACGACACGUGUGUAAUGUGUGAAGCGGCCGUGCAUGGCCUAGAGGGAAGGAUUGGGGGCUGAUUUGGCUUGCAUUUCUCUCCAGGAGACGGCGAGGAGGAGUCCGCCGCCUAAGGGCGUGAGCGCGGCGUUUGUUUGUGUUUUUCUAAACGGCCGCUUCUGACCCUGGUGGAAACCGGACUCCGGAGCGGCUCCGGCAUACGCGUUUCUCCCCUUGAGUGAAGGCCGUCUUGGUUGCGAAUCUGCCCGACGUGUAGUCGGGGAAGAGGGUGGAGGGUAUCCGGGUGAGCACGCAGCGAGGGAGGGCGGCAAACCAAAGAACGGGAAGCGACUCCCUUUCUUUUCUUUGCAUUUUUUUUUUUUUGCUGUGGCUGCUUUCUCCCUCUAAACCCCGCCGCCGCCAAUCUGUUCCGCGAAGCUGGUAGGGGACGCGCGCUUUGCUUCUGCAAAGUAGGCCAGACAGGCUCUGCUGCGGCCGCUCCGCUCGCCUUUGCCGCAAGUGAACCCUCCCCCGGCACCACCCGCCCUGCAAGGUGGGGAGGCGGCGGGCCUUGUGAGUGUGUCGGAGCCGGAGAAACAUAUAGCGAGGGGCUGGCAUUAGCAGAUCGAGCGGUCGCAGGGAAGGAGGGAGGUUCCGUAACUAACUACUCCAUCCUCCGGGUCUGUUUGCAAAAGCUGCGUGUUUAUUUCACUUUUCUUUUUCUCCGCCAGAAUCUGCAUUCCUCUCUGCGCCCCUCGGAAUCAUUGUGUAGCACGCCAGAGAAAGCGGAGGCUUUUCUUUCCACAUGUGACGCUAAGAACCGCGUGGCCGUGCUUCUCCCUUGGUUAUUUAUUUAUUUAUUUGAUCAGUGCUUGCCAGGGGCAGGGCGCUGGAGUACAUUUAAAUGAAGGAGGCAGAAACAUUUAAAUGCGCGGUAAAACAACGAUCCACAUCGCUGGUGUUCUUCCGUGCAGCAUGUAUGAUGGUUAGAGGAACAGAAUAGGACCUGGGAGACCAGAGCUCAACUUCAACUCAGCCGUGAAGCUCACUAGGUACCCUCUGUCUUUCAACCUAAGCCUACCUCCCAGGGUUCUUGUGAGGGUAAACUGAGGAUGGAGAGAACCACCUGGAGCUCCUCGAAGGAAAGGUGGGAUGUAAAUGUAAUUAUAAAGAGAAUAAAAUUGUCAAAAAAAGAGAGAAGGGUCUGGGGGUCCCACACCUACCAGGAAAAUAUACCAUUCUUAAUUUUCUGGGGAUGCUUAGCGAACUAAAUAGGCUGUGUGCACAUUAGAAGAGGGGCUCCUAAACUGUGGUCUAAGGACCACCAUUGGUCCACAAGCUGCAUUCAGG
Messenger RNA from Podarcis lilfordi (Lilford's wall lizard), 1806 nucleotides. The record is from the annotation of a GenBank genome assembly. Lineage: Eukaryota; Metazoa; Chordata; Lepidosauria; Squamata; Lacertidae.